This is a messenger RNA of Helianthus annuus (common sunflower), 2259 nucleotides long. RefSeq names its product probable inactive ATP-dependent zinc metalloprotease FTSHI 3, chloroplastic. The record is from RefSeq and is a predicted model, not a curated record. Lineage: Eukaryota; Viridiplantae; Streptophyta; Magnoliopsida; Asterales; Asteraceae. Gene Ontology annotation, cellular component: membrane; chloroplast thylakoid. The transcript is spliced from 4 exons. Gene Ontology annotation, molecular function: ATP hydrolysis activity; ATP binding; ATP-dependent peptidase activity. Bases 272 to 2092 code for a protein of 606 amino acids. Gene Ontology annotation, biological process: proteolysis.
AUAUUAUUAUUGAUGAUAUUUUAUUUUCCUUAAAAAUCGCAGAUAAGCUUGGUUGGACACUAUCACCGAUUCCUCAUCACCUGUAACAUACUUCAAAAGAUUCAACCACAACAACCAACAAAUUGAAAAGGGUUUUCAUCAUCUUCACAACAGCUAAUCAUUUCCCUUCAGAUUCCAACAUUUCAGGACCCGGUAAGUUCCUUAAAAAACCGUAUUCUCGGGUCAAAAAUCGCCAAAUCAGUACUGAUUCUAUGUUAAUAUCCACAAUUUCAUGGCAAAAUUGAACACCAUGUCUAUAAAAAUGUCUGAUUUCCCUGUUAAUUUGAACAAUGGAUCCUUAAUUAGUCAUGAAAUCUCCAGACUUAGAUAUAUCCCCACCAGGUGUUCGAUGAAAUGCCGAACUCAGUCGUAUAUGUUAUGUGAUCGAAACCGGGGUUCGGGUUUGUUUCCUGUAGUUAGUGUACAAUCUUAUAACAGGUUGGUAUGUGUUAGAUCGGUUAAAAAUGAAAAUGGGAACAAAGAAAACAAUUUGAGGAACAGGGAGACUAGUUUUUUCAGAAGGGGAUUUAAGCUUAGAUUGCAGCCACGGUUGCGAUUAAUGGGUUCGAAAUUGAAAAGGGUAUCGGUUCGUUCGAUGUUAAAUGAACUGGGAGAUUAUCUGCGCAAAAAUAUGCGAAAAGUGACUUUAUACACUUCAGUUUCUGUUGUGUUAGGAUUGUGUUAUUUGUUCUUGAAGUUGACAGCGGUUCCGUCUCCUAAAAUUGUUCCAUACUCGGAUUUGAUCACAAAUCUGCAUAGCGGGUCGGUAAUGAAAGUUUUGUUUGAGGAGGGAUCACGACGGAUAUACUACAAUACCGAAUCUUUCGGUAAAGAAAACACGCAAAAGCAAGAAAGUAACGUGGGGAUUAACGAUGAUGUUGUGAAGGAUACUCAGAUUACGGGGUCGAACGCGGUGCAGAAAUUGACGAAAACAAAGACUUCGACGCCCGAAUGGCAGUUCUCUACGCGAAAGAUCGAUCACGACGAGAGCUAUCUACUCGGUUUGAUGAGAGAGAAAGGAAUUACGUAUAGUUCAUCUCCGCAAUCAGUGUUGAUGUCAAUGAGAAAUACGCUGAUUACCAUUUUGUCACUUUGGAUUCCGUUAACUCCGUUGAUGUGGCUUCUGUACCGCCAGCUUUCUGCCGCUAAUAGCCCUGCAAAGAAACGUCGGCCGAGCAAUCAAGUAGUUAAUUUCGAAGACGUAGAGGGUGUCGACACAGCAAAAGUCGAGCUUAUGGAGAUCGUGUUGUGCCUCAAAGGUUCUAUCAACUACAACAAGCUAGGAGCGAAGUUACCUAGAGGAGUGUUGCUAGUGGGCCCACCCGGGACCGGGAAAACGCUAUUAGCGCGUGCGGUGGCUGGAGAAGCCGGGGUACCGUUUUUCACUGUCUCGGCUAGUGAAUUUGUGGAGAUGUUUGUUGGAAGAGGAGCGGCGCGUAUUAGGGACCUUUUUAGCGUUGCAAGAAAGAACGCGCCGUCAAUCAUUUUUAUUGAUGAACUCGAUGCUGUCGGGGGUAAACGUGGUCGAAGUUUUAACGAUGAAAGAGACCAAACACUAAAUCAGCUACUGACAGAAAUGGAUGGGUUCGAGUCGGAUGUAAAUGUGAUAGUUAUAGCAGCAACCAACCGGCCCGAAGCAUUGGACCCGGCUCUUUGUCGGCCCGGUCGGUUUUCAAGGAAAGUGUAUGUGGGAGAACCGGAUGAAAAUGGUAGAAGAAAGAUCUUAGCCGUCCAUCUUAGAGGAAUCCCUCUUGAAGAAGACACUGCUAUUAUUUGCAACUUGGUUGCUUCUCUUACUCAAGGUUUUGUCGGUGCUGAUCUCGCCAACAUUGUCAAUGAAGCCGCUUUACUUGCCGCUAGACGAGGUGGUGAGUGUGUGGCAAGAGAAGAUAUCAUGGAAGCAAUAGAAAGAGCAAAAUUUGGGAUAAAUGAUAGACAAAUGAGUCCUUCAAACUUAACCAAAGAAUUAGGAAAAAUGUUCCCAUGGAUGCCAACUUUUAAGUCAAGGAAUGAUGGGUCUCCUUCUCUUGGUGGUUACCAAACUUUGAGUUGAGGGUAUUUUCGUCAUUUUGAUUUCGUUUAAACUUUUUUUUUUCUUAUGCAGCUUCUUUCGGACAUUACUGCCAUUAGUUGGUUGAGGGUAUUUUUGUCAUUUCCAAUAAUAGGAUUUUUUAACUGUAUUUUUGUUGUAAAAAAGCCUAUUGACUUUUGGAGAUCCAA